AAGGUUUGCGUAGCUCCGCACGAGCUCCGUGGUCAGACACGUAAAAUAGAAUAUCUUCAUUACAGCAGAUCUUCGCGACUUGUUGUUGUUUCUGUCGAUGAAGUCGACGAUGGUGGAAAAAUAUAGUCCUCAUAGCCGCGCUCCUUCACAUCUUGCAUUCCUGUAGUCGGCGACGCCGAGGACCCCCCGUACAAGUGCGUAGCUUUUGAUGCUUUUCGGCCUACCGGCUGCACCCAGCGCUGCGCCAUCAUGAAUUCCUACGGGACCACCACUUCUAAUAUGCCGGCACCGACGCAACACGCUUCGCCACAGGAGCUCACCGGGGAAUUGCAGCAACCUUCCGGCUAUCAACUGCAACAAUGUCAGGGCGUGGAAAAAUGCAACGUCUGUCAUGCAUAUUUUGCAUGACCCAUGAUUUUGUCUGUGAUGCAUGCUCUAGCAUCACAGAUUUUGCAAAUGCUUUCUGAUGCCCAUACAGCAUGAGAAAUUCCCUCUCCGCGUAGCGAAAACUGGAACCCUUUUGCAGUUCAUGCAAUACAGAUUUUUUUGGAAUCCAAAAACAGCAUCACAAGUCACCAACUUCCAGACCCAGACGUAUUUGCAAUGCAUACCGGCCGCGGUCUCGGCUCCGGUUCGUCUUCAUCCCUAUCACAUGCAAAUAUGUCUGGGUCUGGAAAUUUGUGAUGCUAAACUGUGGAUGAUGACAACGCCUCCACAUGCAGCCAAGCAUGACAAGUUUGCAGGACGCUUUCUCAUGCGCAGCCCGCAUGAGAAACUGCAUUUAUGCGUGACAGAAAAGGCUGCGACUUUUGUUGGUCAUGCAAGACAGAUUGCACAGGAGUGGAAGCUCAGCAUUACAAGUUCCACCUUUCCAGACCCAGACAUAUUUGCACUGGAUAAUCCCGGGAGCUGAUCAAAACGGCGAUCUCCGAACCUUCCAACAAUAACGUUUUCCAGUGGUUUCUCCUUUUCCCCUUCAUCGUGUGGACGUGGGACUGGUACGAAGGGAUUAUGCUGAGUAAAAACGUUCCCACACCAGAGUCAAGAUGGGAAAUCUGCAACACCAAUCUGCAAGUUUUCGGAGUUUUGCAUGACAAGUUUCCAUCUGCAGUUUAGUGCUGGGUAGCAAAGGCAACCUUAGGAGAAACCCAGCGUCUCAUCCUCGAUUUACAGCAUGACAAAGUCCAAAGGACAAUUGGAAAUGCUCCUUAUGGAGAUGCGCAUUACAAAUGUUCCUGUCAUAUACGCAUUUGCAUGACAACUCUGCGGUGGGAAAGUUUUUGCUGAGGAUAGGGAUCGUGGAGGACAUUCUCUUCCCCGACCACUUGCGGUUGCAACUGCUCACGUUCGGCUUCGUGGGGUUCUGUUCGCUACUCCUAGCCUGGUAUCUGCAGCAGCACGCGGUCCUGGGUUUUGCAGGACAGCAGCAGGAAUUUCAACACCACACCGCGCCGUCGGGCGGCGCACAGCUGUUGCAACAGCACCAGCAGCAGCACAAAUUGGAGCAGGAGCAGUUAAACCGCACCUUGAUGAGCACGGACGCACCCAGCUAUCAAAUGUAAAUACGUCUGGGUCUGGGUCGCAGCCACUCCCACUUUUGUCAUGCAAAAAGGCAGUUUCUCAUGCGGAUUGCGUAUGGGAAAAGAGAAAGCGUGCUGGAAAGUUGUCAUGCUGGGCUGCAUCCGGAAGUAGUUCCGUCAUCCACAUUUUAGCAUCACAGGUUUCCAGACCCAGACAUAUUUGCAUUUGAUACCAGCCAAAAUCAGCAGAUCCCGAUGGAGGUUGAGGCAGUGGAGCCCCAGAUUGGAGGCAGAACCGCGACGGGCGACACCAGUCUCUCGCAUCAGUCACACCAGCGGCCCAUCUGGAAGACCGCAGUGCAAGCUUUCAGCAGCAUUUUGGUGGCCACCUCGGCCUGGGUGUUCAUCGAGAAGUAUGAACUGCAAAAGUAUCGUACUCGUACUAAUUGCGUAUGCGUUUAUGCAUUACAAAUCUUGUUUUUGUUAUAGGCAAAUGCGCAUUACAAAUUAAAUUUGUAAUGCUAAGUCAAUUUGUAAUGCAUUUAUACGAGUACGAUACUUUUGCACAGCAUAAGAAGUUGGUGGUGCUGAUAGUCAAGUUUGGCUUCAAACACGGCGACGAAUUUCUGAAGCACAACGAGACAGUGCUAUCAAAAGGAAAAAUCCUCCCACCCCAUAUCGGAAACGGAAGGCGCGCGAAUUUGUGAUGCUGUAUUUGAGUACACAAAUCAACUUGUAUUGCUAGAAGGCUCACAGACGAAGCUGCGGCCUAAAUUGCAGGUAGUCUGUCAUGCUGUUUCCCACUUCCAGCUACCUCCUAUCAUCCUGGAGCCGCAAGGUUUUUUCCACGCUAGACAGCACUAGAGUCCGCAACUUUUGCCUUCUAGCAUCACAAAGCUGAUUUGUGACCACAGAUCUGCAUCACAAAUUUCGUUUUCGAUAUGGGGAGGGGGGAUUUUUCCUCUUAAUAAGUGCUGUAUUCCUUCCUGCUGGUGGGGAAUUUCCUCGUAAUUCUGCUGUACGAGAUAUCCUGAGUAAAAACGUACCCACACCAGAGUUGUAAUGCAAAUCUGCAUGCUGACAAUGUUUCUCAUGCGGAGCCCCAUGAGAAGCAUUUUCUAGUCGUGUUUUGCAAUUUGUCAUGCUCCAAUCAGCAUGGUAUGCUAGAUCUGUGAUGCUGCUGAGCUAGCUCAAACAGCACUACACUAAGAAUCCAAAUUUGUCAUGCAAAACAGCCAAAACUUGUGGAUUUGUCUAGCCGAUUCCCCAUCUUGACUAUGGUGUGGGUACGUUUUUACUCAGGAUACGAGAGGAUGACCGGACGCAUGCUGUUAGCAAAAGUGGCGGAUAUCGUUUAAGAAUGAAGGUUGGCGAGGUUAGUACCAUAUAGGUUCAAUAACUUCGUACUGACUCCUCAUGGACCGAAAUUUAAGUAGCUGAAUGUCAAUCCAUCUAUCCUUUUCGUGCGGUAAUCGCAGGGAGAAGAUUCGAAUUUCGACACACGACGAAUGAUGUAGGCAGACGUCACAAGGAACAAAAUAAAAUACGUUUCUCGUCCCAAAGAUGAUGAUAAAUGAAUGAUGAACUGUGAACAAAAAAAACUUCAGCUCUAAAAGACAAAAUUUGGUUUAACAGCCCUCUGGCACGAGUGCUUCCCUUCUUGGCUGCAGUAUGAAAAAGGAUUGAAGUUUUGAAAAAAAAAAUUGUCACGAGUUCUUGUGCUAGACCUGGCCGGGUAGUUGUAGUUCUUGG
Amoebophrya sp. A120 is the source of this 3272-nucleotide messenger RNA. The record is from the annotation of a GenBank genome assembly. NCBI's taxonomy places the organism in Eukaryota, Dinophyceae, Syndiniales, Amoebophryaceae.